Molecule: messenger RNA, 2363 nt
Organism: Notolabrus celidotus (New Zealand spotty)
Lineage: Eukaryota; Metazoa; Chordata; Actinopteri; Labriformes; Labridae
Product: zinc finger protein 569-like
Exons: 4
Coding region: 58-2289 (743 amino acids)
Biological process (GO): regulation of transcription by RNA polymerase II
Cellular component (GO): nucleus
Molecular function (GO): DNA-binding transcription activator activity, RNA polymerase II-specific; RNA polymerase II cis-regulatory region sequence-specific DNA binding
Source: RefSeq, a predicted model, not a curated record
UUCAUUUCCGGGUCUUGUAGGCCCUCUCGCGCCAAGCAAAGAGUUCUCCAUUAGCAGAUGGAUCAUAGAGGCAGUCAGAGAACCUGUUCCUCUUUGACUCUUCAGUCAGUGGACAUGUCCGGAGUUCAGGAUCACGCAGGUUUGUGCAGACAGCUCGCUGCAGAUCCUGCAGGAGACCCACAGCCCGGAUAUGAAGAGGAGCUCCUCCGCCAAAGACAGCAGCUCAGUGGGAUCUCAUCAGCUGGAAUAAAGCUGCAGGGUUCAGUGUUUCCUGCAGACGUCCAGCAGCUGUCAGUGAAUGAAGAAGAGCCUCCCGAGCAGCAGGAGUGGAGCCCCGGUCUGGACCAGGAGGACACUAAGCUUCCACACAUUAAAGAGGAACAGGAGGAACUCUGGAGCAGCCAGGAGGAAGAGCCAUUCUUUAUCGUCUCUGUGAAGAGUGAGGAUGAUGAAGAGGAACCUCAGGCCUCACAGCUUCAUCAAAUACAAACUGUGAAAACAGACGCUGAUGGCGAGGACCGGGAAGGACCAGAACCCGAUAGCAACUCAGAUCCAGGGACACGUUUUCAACCGGAGAUCGAGGUCAAGACUGAAGACUCUUCUGAGCCUGAGACUGAAGACAGCGAUGACGAUUGGAAGGAGGCUGUAUAUCAUCAGCCAGGUUUAAUCUUUAUGGAACACAUAACAGAUGUGAGACCAACAAAUGAGAAACCGUUCGGCUGCUCUCAGUGCGGGAAAACCUUCAAAAGAAACGCACAUCUAACGGAACACAUGAUGAUUCACUCAGGAGAGAAACCCUUCAGCUGCUCUGAGUGUGAUAGAAGCUUUUACAGUAAAGGAAAUCUGACCCAACACAUGUUGGUUCACACGGGAGAGAAACCAUUUGGCUGCUCUAAGUGUGGGAAAAGAUUCACCCAGAAAGGAAGUCUGACCACACACAUGAUCAUCCACACGGGAGAAAAACAAUUUGUCUGUCCCGAGUGUGAUAAAAGCUUUUAUUGUAAAGGAAAUCUGACCCAACAUAUGUUGGUCCACAGCGGAGAGAAACCCUUCAGCUGCUCGGAGUGUGCGAAACGAUUCACCCAGAAAGCCAACCUCACCAAACACAUGUCACUUCACAGAGGAGAGAAAGCCUUCAGCUGCUCCGUGUGCGCUAAAAGAUUUUCACAGAAAGCAGCUCUUACCAAACACACGUCUGUGCACAGAGGAGAGGAGGCGUAUACCUGCUGCGUGUGUGGGAAGACAUUUAAACGGAGGAUUUGUCUGAACAAACACCUGAAAGCUCACACACAAGAGAGAGCUUUAACCUCGCCUGAGUGUGGAGAAAACAGUGGAAUGUCAAAGUUUCAGGAUCUUAAAGAUUUAUUCAAACAGAGACUCCUCGCUGCUGCGACCCGCAGAGGAAGCGAAGAGGAGCGGAAGAGAAAACUGCUGGUGGUGAUUUUUACUCCUGGAACAAAACAACAAGGAGUAUUUCCUGCAGACGUCCAGCAGCUGUCAGUGAAUGAAGAAGAGUCACUCGAGCAGGAGGAGAGGAGCACCAGCCUGGACCAGGAGGACACUAAACCCCUGCUCAUUAAAGAGGAACAGGAGGAGCUCUGGAGCCGUCAGGAGGGAGAGCAGAAUCCAGGACUGAAAGGAGCUGAUAACACAGAGUUCCCUGUGAAGAGGAAAGAUGAUGAAGAGGAACCUCCGUCCUCGCAGAUGGAAACAGAAGCGGAUGGGGAGGACUGUGAGGGGUCAGAACAAGUCAGGAGCUCAGAUCUGGAAGGACAUUUACAAUCAGAGACUGAGGUCAAGAUUGAGGACACUUCUGAACACAUGACACCAAACAUGAAUAAUAAAUCACACAGCUGCUCUCAGUGUGGGAAAACAUUUGACAGAAACUGGUAUUUAAGCAAACACAUGGCGACUCACACGGGAGAGAAACCCUUCAGCUGCCCCACGUGCGGGAGCAGAUUCGCCCAGAAAUACCGCCUGACCCAGCACAUGAUAAUCCACACGGGAGAGAAACCCUUCAGCUGCUCCGAGUGCGGAGAAGGAUUCACACAGAAAGGAAGUCUGAAGAGGCACAUGAUACUUCACACGGGAGAGAAACCCUUCUGCUGCCCCACGUGUGGAAAAAGCUACACGCAGAAGGGACACCUGACCCAACACAUGGUCGUUCACACGGGAGAGAAGGCGUUCAGCUGCUCGGUGUGUGGGAAAAGAUUCACGCAGAAGAAGUAUGUGAGGAAACACAUGGCACAUCACAGAGGGGAGAAACCCUUCAUCAUCCAGAGUGUGUGAGCAACUAUAGAACUCAGGAUGUCAAUCAAUCAAUGAACUGAGUAGAGGAUUGAAUAAAAAAUUCUAAAAUUCAA